UUCGAAAAAGAUUCUAAUUUUUUAAUGCCUGUAACUACAAGACGUGCGACAAAAUAUCCCAAUUGUCAACAAACUGAAUCGCUUGCAAAUAUUCGAAGUAAAGAUAUUACGCCAAACAGAAACUUACGAGGUGUUAAAAAGGGACGAAAUGUUGUUAAAGAAAGAAGAGGAAAAAGGUCUUCAUCAAAAUCCUUAGUGUCGAUUACUAGCUCUAAAAGAGACGGCCGGAUAACCUCGCGAAGACGUGAUUUAAAGCAGAUCGAUGGAGAAAUCCUUGGGAAGAGAGUGAUGAUGAAUUGGAUCAACCGAAAGGAUGGAAUCGGGCAUCUUUCUCAGCUUCUGAACCUGAUGAUGAGAGUUCUGCUGCCUACUCCGGUUAACGGGGUCAGUGAGGAUAAUAUGUCAACUGUUUCUGAUGUUGAUUCUGCUACACAAGAUGUGUCAGAAGCCACUUGCUCACAAACUCCACCUGAUAUGUUUUGCCCGUGGUUGGAAUUUCCACCUGAGAGAAUCCCUGCAUUAGAAUUGCCUGGAGCCAGCAUGGACCUUCUUAUUGAUAGCGAUCAUAUCUUACAUACUUUAGAGGUUAUCUAUCUGUCUAAACUCCUUGGAGAAAUUCAUAUUGCUUUUUUGCGUUUAUUUUUCUCUGAAGAGGAACAAGAAAAAACUACAUUUUCUGUUUUUGAUACAAAUCUUUCUUUUAACGUUGUACUGCAAUUACUCGACCAUAUGAACUAUGCUGAAGUUUUGAGACUGUAUUUGGAAAGUGAUCCAAAUUUUCCAGCAGAAGUCUUAAAAAUUUUGGAAGAGGGAAAAUAUCCAUUUGUAGCUAUGGAUAAACGUUUAGUCGUUCUCAAAUGGAUGUGUGAUCGGUUUUUUGAGACAACCAUAUUUAAACAAUUAGUUCGCGAUGAAGGAAAAAUUAAGCAUGACCAACAUUGUCGUUAUUGUGCAAAAUCUUGUAUUGGCUCUCACGAAUCACAACAAACCUCAAUAGAAUGUUCUGGCUGUGAUGCAAUUUAUCAUUUUAAUUGUACAGAAUCUUCUUUUGGUCCGCCUGAGUUAAACGAGAAAUGGCUUUGCUCUGUUUGUAUUAAACACCAAUUAACUGGUUCAACUGAUUGUAUCUUACCUGGUCAGACUACUCUAAGGAAGUUGCCACUUGGUUAUGAUCGCAAAGGUCGUAUUUAUUGGUUCCUUGUUAGAAGGGUUUUUAUUCAUGAUCCAUUUAUUAAUGAAAUUUAUUAUUACUCAACUUUGCCUCAACUUUUUGAUCUUUGUGCUGUUCUUGACCCUAAUUAUUAUGAAAAGAGGUUAUGUCAAACGCUUUGCGAAUGUUUGCCUCACAUUGCUGUUCAAAUGCAUAUUACCCUUGAACUGACAGAAGAACGGCGUAGGUUAUUACAAACCAAAUCGCCUAAGCCAGUUGUUGAUGCAUAUUUACAGGUUUUAUUUAAUAAAUUGACCUUCUGA
Meloidogyne enterolobii is the source of this 1473-nucleotide messenger RNA. NCBI's taxonomy places the organism in Eukaryota, Metazoa, Nematoda, Chromadorea, Rhabditida, Meloidogynidae. The record is from the annotation of a GenBank genome assembly.